Messenger RNA from Oncorhynchus kisutch (coho salmon), 2108 nucleotides. It is a transcript of the gene dpm2, whose product is annotated as dolichyl-phosphate mannosyltransferase subunit 2, regulatory. Gene Ontology annotation, molecular function: enzyme regulator activity. Gene Ontology annotation, biological process: dolichol phosphate mannose biosynthetic process; GPI anchor biosynthetic process. Gene Ontology annotation, cellular component: endoplasmic reticulum membrane; dolichol-phosphate-mannose synthase complex. The record is from RefSeq and is a predicted model, not a curated record. NCBI's taxonomy places the organism in Eukaryota, Metazoa, Chordata, Actinopteri, Salmoniformes, Salmonidae. The transcript is spliced from 4 exons. Bases 417 to 665 code for a protein of 82 amino acids.
GACCGAGUGUGUGACAGAGAAAAUCUUGUUUGUGUAAUUUAGAGGGAAAAUGCGUGCAUUUUAGCGUUUAAGUCACUUUUCAAAAGUUACAAAUACAUUUUUUAAAGUAGCUACAUUUGUUGCUAGGUGCCGUUAUAAAAAAAGUUGCCAGGGUAGUCUGAAAAGUUGCUAAAUCUAGCAAUAAAAUUGCUAAAUUGGCAUCACUGUUUGUGGUAGUCUAAACAGAAUCCUUGCGACGUCCAAAAGACGUGACCGCAUUGAAUUUAAACGGUUUGAGUAGGGUUUAGGCACCGGACAUGUACCUAUUUUGGGUUUAGGCGAGGGUAUGGACAGACCGUUUACCUAUUUUCUUCAUCAUCCGGGUCACGCUCGCAAGUUUGCGGAUGUGAUUCAAACGCGGAAACAACACGUUAGAAAUGGCAUCAGGGACAGAUCGAGCAGUUGGCAUGGGCCUGGUUGGCUUCAGCCUCCUAUUAUUUACAUACUACACAAUCUGGGUCAUCAUACUGCCCUUCGUGGACAGCGAUCAUGUGGUCCACCAGUAUUUCCUCCCACGGGAGUACUCUGUCAUUCUACCUGGGAUUGCAGCAUUGAUACUGCUGCUCUGUGUAGGUACCUUCAUUGGCGUGGUCACCAGGAAGAACCGCAAGCCUAAGGUGGACUAAGAGGGAUGGUGUCACAGAGACGCUGUCAGACGGGUCAGGAUGUAGCGCUAGUAGUUAUGCUAACAGUAGCUUCACUAGAACCUCCCUGGUCCAGCGUCUUGCCUUACAUUCCGUUGGGAGAAAUCAAAAAUAAAGUCUGGCUUCUCUCUGACAGCUGAUGAAAACAUCUAAUGACUGAAAGACAUAUGACAAGACUUGAAGAGCUGCUGUACACCAACACCUAUCCCUUCUCCUUAUUCAGACCCACAACCUUGUGGUUGGCAAUGCAUGUCAGAGAUUGACAUUAAAGCCUGCCUGUCACCUACACAUAGGGAAGGAAUCAGAUCUGUACUGGAAUUCUUUGUAUUUUGGUUGUUAUCAGUAAAAACAUUAAUAGCAGGCUCAACUUGCCCGACUGCCAUAAAUUGUUUGUCUUUUGUGCAAACAAUGGGAAUGAACCAGAAAGAUCAGCUUUAGGCUACUGGAAUUCUUUUCAGUUUGAUUUCUAUUUGUAUUUAUUUUUCAUUACAUGCCCAUUGGGGCAAACUCAGAGCAGGCCAAACUUGUGCAACUGCUCACUUCACUUGACCCAGGCAAUAGGGCAACCCUUAAUGUCAAUCCCUGCAUGGCUGCAGAUGCUAUAUUUAUCCUUAAGGAGCAUUGUCACUUUGCCAGGGAUACAAAAUUUAAAAGGCACUCGCACAUCUGAGCAAUCCGAUUUGCAGGUGCAUGGCAACAAUUGAACAAGAUGAAGGAAAAAGGAAACUGCACACUGCUCUUGAUAGUAUCACUGAUCUUUAAUAAGCUUACGCGUGAGGCCUUCGUCAGAGCUUUUGUGAAUUUUUUUGAAAUUUGAACUCUUAUGUAGACCUAGCCCCACCCACAUCUGUUCCACACAUCGAAGGGGGUUGGAGGCAAAGGGAAAAAAGGGAUGAAAUCGAUGUGUCAGUAUUCACUUUCACUGUAUGUGGUCAGCCCUAGAUAAAAACCUGGCUUCAUAAUGUGGAGAAGAAUUAGAUUAGCUGAUUUUGUGGAGUACUAUAUCAGAUUCGAUCAAAGUUUCACUGGCAUCCCAUUUCACCACAUUUUGGAUGUCUUUUCAGGCACUGUUUUAAGACUUAAAGAUUUAUUUUGAGUUCUUAGUUGCUAAGAAUGACCAAUAUCAAUUGUUUAGUUAGUAACUGUAGUCUUCACGGACUGAAAGGGCCCAAUUGAUAUCCAAGCAUAUUUAUUAUGUCCACACAAGCACUUGGUAUUUUAAGUAAUCAUUGUGGCAAAUUAGGAAAUCUGUCAUUCUUUUAAAUACCAUUAAGUGCUUGGCUAGUUCAAGUACAAGAUAACUUAGCAUCUGAUAUGAUGGACGAUUUUCUAAAGUCUGUUGAGCAAAACAAGGUCUAAAAAUGUGGAUGGUGUAUAGGGUUAAAGGUCCUCUGUAUUCACAAAAUAAAAUGUUUAUAUUGAUAA